Messenger RNA from Cheilinus undulatus (humphead wrasse), 2639 nucleotides. It is a transcript of the gene slc2a12, whose product is annotated as solute carrier family 2 member 12. Gene Ontology annotation, cellular component: membrane. Gene Ontology annotation, molecular function: transmembrane transporter activity. The coding region runs from base 133 to 1872 and encodes 579 amino acids. The transcript has 6 exons. Gene Ontology annotation, biological process: transmembrane transport. Lineage: Eukaryota; Metazoa; Chordata; Actinopteri; Labriformes; Labridae. The record is from RefSeq and is a predicted model, not a curated record.
GCCGACACGAGUGAGCUCGAGCUGAGGAAAGUCUCUGUAGUACAAAAAAGUCUGCAGAAGAAAGUGAAUGGACCGACAACGAUACAUUUAAGCUAAAAGCAGAGACACCACUGGGGCGUCAGGUGGUUGACGAUGGACCUCAACAGUGAGACCAGGAAGAUGACCUCCUACCUCCCAGCUAACCCGUCCUCUGAGACUGAGAGACUGGCUCCAACAAAAGGCCCAGGCUGCAGCUGGCUGGUGGUGGUGGCGGCUGUAGCAGCCUCUCUGAGCGGACUGAUGCUGGGAUAUGAAAUGGGUCUAACCUCUGGAGUCCUCCUGCAGCUGCGAGGCCUCCUCUCACUCUCCUGCCGGGAACAGGAACUGCUGGUCAGCUCACACCUGCUCGGUGCUCUCCUCAUCUGCCUGGUCGGGGGUCCUAUUCUGGAUCGUUAUGGCCGCCGCUGCUCACUGCUCCUCAGCGCUGCCCUGGUGGUUGGAGGAACAGUCAUGCUCAUUGCCUUCUCCUCACUUAUAUCCCUGACUCUUGGACGAGUUAUUAUCGGCAUGGGGACAGCACUGUCGGGGACAGGAGCAUGUCUUUACAUCGCAGAGAUCUCACCGAGGGAAAGGAGGGGACUGCUGGUGACACUGUACGAGCUGAUGCUGGUUGUGGGAGUCAUGCUGGGGUUCAGCUGUAGCUAUGCCUUUGCUACUCUUCCUCAUGGGUGGGCGUAUACAUUUGGACUUGUAAUCCCACCUGCACUGCUGCAGUUCAGUGUUCUUUUGUUUCUUCCACCAAGCCCUCGCUUCCUGGUCACCCAAGGAAAGGUAGAGCAUGCCAAGAUGGUGUUAGCCAGGAUGAGGGGUGGGGUUCAGGAACAUGUGGAAAUGGAGCUCAGAGACAUCCAGGUGGGGCUCAAAGAGGAAGCAGAGCAUAGUUUUCGGGAGUUAUUUAGUUCCAAGGCUAACUUGCGUUCUCGGCUGCUAACAGGUGUAGCAUUAGUGUUCCUACAGCAAGCCACGGGUCAGCCCAACAUCCUCUCCUAUGCCUCACCUCUACUUCGCAGCGUCGGCUACAACAGCGACGCCGCAGCAACGUUAGCAUCAACAGGGUUUGGAGUGGUCAAAGUAGUUGGCACCAUCCCGGCAGUGCUGCUGGUCGACCGUGUGGGACCUAAGAGCUUUUUGUGCGUGGGUGCUGUCGCAAUGGGAUUGUCUUUAGUUGCUCUUGGCACAUUGACUCUGCAAAGCCACACCCACCUCACCAGCCUGUGUAAAAGUCAGACUUUAACAAACCACACACAAACUCCGUGGGAUUUUAACAGAACGUUUGUAGACUUUAAUGAAAGUGACUUUUUCCCUACUGACCCCACCCAAUGGGGCAGUGAAGAGGCACAGCAGAUAGGCCAAGAGGAUGAUGGGAUUAUGGUGCCAGGAGGAGGAAGGACUAAUGUAGAGGUGUCUUCCUCACUGAGGGUGGCAUCAUUGAUCAGCUUGCUGGUGUAUGUGGCAGCCUUCUCCAUAAGCCUCGGGCCAAUGGUUUAUGUCGUUCUCAGUGAGAUCUUCCCUAUGGGCGUCAGAGGCAGGGCUGUGUCUGUGGUGUCAGCAGUAAACUGGGCCACAAAUCUACUCAUCUCCAUGACGUUCCUCACAGUUACAGAGCGGAUUGGAGUGCCUAAUGUGAUGUUCCUCUACGCUUCCAUGAGUUUUGUUCUGCUGGUGUUUGUCAUCCUCUGUAUCCCCGAGACCAAAGGUCGCACACUAGAGGAGAUAUCCAAAGAAUUAGCCAAGAAGAAGCACUUUGAGGUGAAGCUGUACCGCCAGAUUCAGCCUCAGGAGGGACUGAUCAGUAAGGGCAGCAUGUCCAAAGAGAUCCCAGUAAAUGUCUGACUCCUUUAACAGACAACUACUUCACCAGACAACUAGGGAUCCACAAGGACUACAUUUGAUCAAAAUGCACUCCCCAACAUCCCUGCAGUCUAAGCUGAUUACUAUAUUAAUUGUUCUGUCAGAGUUCCUUCCAGCUACAUACUGCAUGUAAAGGAAGAAUGCAGCAGGGAUGGUGGAAAGCACAAAGUUAGAAUUAAAUAUUGGGUAAGGUUUGGGGUAUUUGCUCAAAUAAAAGCUCUGGGUUCACUCUUGCUUGAUAAAGGGCAGUAAAGAGAGGUCAGUGACAGGGAUUUGAUUUCUAAAUGUGGAAAAUAUAGCACUGUCAAUCAGUUAAAAUUGUAAUUUUGAUUAAUCACUAUAGAGGCUGUGAUUAAUCACAAUUUCAGUACUCUUAUUUUAUAAAAAAAUUUAAUACUUGAGAUGUGCCUUGUUUAAAUGCAAAAUAUGUCAGUGACUAGCAGCCUGUAAUAACACAGCCAAAAUUUAGGGUUUCAGGGUGGCCAAUCAGAUGACAGGUGGGAUCCAGGUCAACCUGCUAGGAUCCCUCCUGCUGUUCAGCCAGAAUAACCUGAGGCCAUACAGCUCAUUGCGUGAUCCACUAAGCCUACAGGGCACUUUAUAGAUGCAAACAUACGGCCAAUCUGACAACUACAUUUGCACUUUGCACAAUAUUAAAGGUACAGUGUGUAAAAUUGGGACUAUCAACAUCUAACAGUCAAUUCUGGAGUGUGAUGCUCAUUUCUCUGGUGAUAACUGUGGGAACCAGU